This is a messenger RNA of Penicillium bovifimosum, 2781 nucleotides long. RefSeq names its product putative kinesin family protein (KinA). Gene Ontology annotation, biological process: microtubule-based movement; mitotic spindle organization. Gene Ontology annotation, molecular function: microtubule motor activity; microtubule binding; ATP binding. The coding region runs from base 1 to 2781 and encodes 926 amino acids. The transcript has 5 exons. NCBI's taxonomy places the organism in Eukaryota, Fungi, Ascomycota, Eurotiomycetes, Eurotiales, Aspergillaceae. The record is from RefSeq and is a predicted model, not a curated record.
AUGGCGUCCGCGGGGUCGAACACCAUCAAGGUCGUUGCUAGGUUCCGUCCGCAAAAUAAGGUUGAAUUGGCCUCCGGAGGUAAACCUAUCGUCGAAUUCGAAAAUGAAGAGUCAUGUAUCAUCAACUCCCGAGAGGGCACAGGGGCAUUCACAUUUGACCGCGUGUUCCCCAUGGACACCGCCCAAAACGACAUCUUCGACUUUUCUAUUCGACCAACCGUGGACGACAUUCUCAAUGGAUAUAACGGAACGGUAUUCGCCUAUGGCCAGACCGGUGCUGGAAAGUCGUACACAAUGAUGGGUGCCGACAUCGAUGAUGAGGUAGAGAAGGGUAUCAUUCCACGAAUGAUCGAACAAAUCUUCGCCAGCAUCCUGACUAGUCCGAGCAACAUCGAGUACACCGUCCGGGUCAGUUAUAUGGAAAUCUACAUGGAGCGAAUUCGCGAUUUGCUAGUGCCCCAGAACGACAACUUGCCAGUCCACGAGGAGAAAGCUCGGGGAGUUUACGUUAAAGGAUUGUUGGAAGUCUAUGUGUCCAGUGUGCAGGAGGUUUAUGAAGUUAUGCGCCGAGGAGGCGCAGCGCGGGCCGUCGCUGCAACAAACAUGAAUCAAGAAUCAUCUCGCUCUCAUUCCAUCUUUGUGAUUACCGUCACCCAGAAGAAUGUCGAGACUGGAUCUGCCAAGAGUGGCCAGUUGUUCUUGGUUGAUUUGGCUGGUAGUGAAAAGGUUGGAAAGACCGGCGCAAGUGGCCAGACUUUAGAGGAGGCCAAAAAGAUCAAUAAGAGCUUGAGUGCGUUGGGCAUGGUCAUCAACGCCUUGACCGACGGCAAAUCGACACACAUUCCUUACCGUGACUCUAAACUCACUCGAAUUCUUCAAGAAUCUCUUGGUGGUAACUCUCGGACAACCUUGAUUAUCAACUGUUCGCCCAGCAGCUACAACGAUGCGGAAACGAUCUCGACCCUUCGAUUCGGUGUGCGCGCCAAGGCCAUCAAGAACAAGGCUAAGGUGAACGCAGAGCUGAGUCCCGCCGAGAUGAAACAACUACUGCGCAAGGCGCAGAGUCAAAUGACCAAUUUCGAGCAUUACAUUUCAGCACUGGAGGGCGAAGUCAACCUGUGGCGUAGUGGUGAUAGCGUUCCAAAGGAACAAUGGACCCCCGGGCGAGGAAACGAACUAGUCAAUGCCACGAAAACAGAGUCCCGUGGUCCGCGGCCGGGUACUCCUUCACGUUUACAGGAGACUGCUCGUUCGGAAACGCCCCGCCCAGAUUCGCGUGUUGGAGAUCGGUCCAGCACUCCCAGCCUGGUGCUGGAGAAGGAUGAGCGCGAGGAAUUCUUGCGCCGGGAGAAUGAGUUCCAAGAUCAGCUUGCAGAGAGAGAAUCGCAUAUUGUCAACGUGGAGCGCAGCCUCCGCGAAGCACGCGACGAGCUUCGAUCUCUGAAAGAGAAUGGCGCAAGAACAGGAAAGGAUAAUGAGCGCUUGGGAACAGAGGUGAACGAGCUUCGAAUGCAGCUGGAGAAGGUGUCUUAUGAGAGCAAGGAAGCCGCCAUCACGAUGGAUGGCCUCCGGGAAGCCAAUUCAGAACUUACAAGCGAGCUCGACGAAGUGAAGCAGCAGCUUCUGGAUGUCCGAAUGAGGGCGAAGGAGACCACUGCGGCUCUUGAUGAGAAGGAGAGGAAGAAGUCUGAGAAGAUGGCUAAGAUGAUGGCCGGGUUUGACCUUGGUGGUGAGGUGUUCUCUGAUAAUGAACGCAAGCUACAGGACCUCAUCCAGCGUGUCGAUGCCCUCCACCAGAUUAGCUCUGAAGGUGAAGUAAUUGCACCAGACGACAUCCUCGAGCUUCGCACGAGUCUACUCGAAACACAAGGCUUCAUCCGGCAAGCCGAGCUGACAGUCAACGACCGAAGCGACUUUGGCGAGCUGCAGGACAGCCGCCGCGUGGACUUGGAGAAGAGGCUCGAUGACCUUCAACGAGAGUAUGAGGGUCUCCUGACUCGUAAUCUGGGCGAGAGUGACGUGGAAGAGAUUCGAGGACGGCUAGAACAAGUUUACAUUGCAAAGAAAGAGGCGGAGGUUGCAGCCGCUGGGGAUCUUCGUUCCGACAUCUCGCGGAAGGAUGAGGAGUUGACUCAGCUGCGGCAGUCUCUUGUCGACACUCAAUCCCGGACAUCCACCAAUGGCGUCGCCAGCAAGACCUUGCAGCAGCAAAUCACCGAGUUCGAUGCCAUGAAGAAGUCACUCAUGCGUGACCUGCAAAACCGCUGCGAGCGUGUGGUCGAAUUAGAAAUUUCCUUGGACGAUGCACGAGAGCAGUAUAACAACGUCCUCCGCUCAUCAAACAACCGCGCCCAACAGAAGAAGAUGGCGUUCCUGGAGCGCAACCUCGAACAAUUGACACAUGUACAGCGUCAACUGGUGGAACAGAACAGUAGUCUGAAGAAGGAGGUGGCCAUCGCAGAGCGGAAGCUGAUUGCAAGAAAUGAGCGCAUUGCCAGCCUGGAAGCCCUGCUUCAGGAAAGUCAGGAGAAACUCACCCAAGCCAACCACCGAUUCGAAGCUCAACUCACGGCUGUCAAGGAGCGCCUCGAAGCUGCGAAGCAAGGAUCCACCCGCGGGCUACCGAGCAUGGAUGGGAAUGCGAGUUUCAGCUUCGGUGGGUCGCGUAUCGCGAAGCCGCUACGUGGCGGUGGCGACGGACCGGCGAACGCGAACGUCGCGGGUGUACAAUCGCAGGAAGCGACGGGGAAACGCAGCAGUUGGUUUUUUGAUCGCCGAUAA